Chenopodium quinoa (quinoa) is the source of this 2351-nucleotide messenger RNA. RefSeq lists its product as uncharacterized. Lineage: Eukaryota; Viridiplantae; Streptophyta; Magnoliopsida; Caryophyllales; Amaranthaceae. The transcript has 8 exons. The coding region runs from base 484 to 1971 and encodes 495 amino acids. The record is from RefSeq and is a predicted model, not a curated record.
AAGGUCAUUUUUUUAGGGACGGAAGGAGUAACAUUAAUUGUUUAUAUACUUCCUCUGUUUUUUUUUCACUUGACCCGCUUUGAAUUUUAUACUAUUCGCCACCCCUCCUCUGACCUUCUUUUGUGAAUAAUAUAUAAGGAAAAAUACAUUCAUAUGAGAUAUUUUUGAAUUUGUCUCAAUAAAUACUAUCAUAAUAUACACACAAAUGUAAUAAAAGAAACAGAUCAAAUAAAAAAAAAUAAAGAAAAAUACCACCCUCUUCACAACUCCCAAUUAAUUUUAGAAACCCCCAAAUUGAGAAUUGACAAAUGCAAAUAGAAUGGCGCGAAUAUACCGGGCUUAUUCAAAAUUUUUAAUUUUCGUCUUCUUGAAUUGAAAAUAUAAAGAAAUGGCAGAAGUGCAGAACUGGAAAAAGAACUUGGAGAGAGAAUUCCAGAGUGAGAAUACCACACAAAUAACUUGAAAUCUUAAGCUUCAUAUGUUAUGAGAAAUCCCAGAUCUCAGGAUUCAGGCUCUUCAUUCUCUUCAAUUUCCCAAAUUUCAGAGCCUCUUGACAUAAAGCAGUGGUUUUCAAGUUACAAUUACCAAUCUCCUGAAUUAGACACAAAUGAAGACUUCUGUUUAUCUCAGAGAGUUGAUGUUGAAGAGAGGGGAUUGUACGUUGAAGACAGUGAGACUGAAGAUGAAGGAACAUGUGAAGAUUUCACAAAGAUUAAUCGCUCCGUCGCCAUUCUUAAAUCCACUGAGGAAGCUAAGAAGCAUGACUUUCCAACUCUUCCUGCUGUUGAGGUUUCAACCAAUCCAGACUCGCUCUCACUUCCAUCUGAGCCUCCUGACAUCACAAAAUGGUUCUCAAGCUAUGUGUACGAAUCUCCAGAAGUAGAUAGUGCUGAUUUUGAUGUUUCACUUUCAAGUGCCUAUACUUCUGGGAAUAAGAAAGAAGUUAACAAGGGAAGGGUAGAUCAUCUAAAGGAGUUUUCAGUAACAAAAGUCAAAGAUGAAAUGCUUAGCUGCAGGGAGACAGUUACAAGACCUAGUGGAGCUGAGAACAACGCAAACCCUUCUACUCCCCAGGUUCCAUCCUAUCCAGACUCGCUCUCACCUCUAUCUGAGCCUCCUGACAUCACAAAAUGGUUCUCAAGUUAUGUAUACGAGUCUCCAAAUCAGAGAGUGCUGAUUUUUGAUGUUUCACUUUCAAGUGUUUAUACUUUUGGGAAUAAGAAAGAAAUUGACAAAGAGAGGGAAGAUCAAUUAAAGGAGUUGCCUGUAACAAAAUUUAAAGAUGAGAUACUUAGCUGCAGGGAGACAACUACAAGACCUAGUGGAGUUCAGGAGAACAAAAACCCUUCUGUUCCCCAGGAGGAUGGUUCAGAAAGUAGUAACUUGUCUCUCAAGAACAGUUUUUGUGUUAAAAGAACUAUAGAUGAACAUAAUACCCUCCCGGAUAAAUCUGUUGCAUGGGAAAGAACUACAGAUGAACAUAGUUUACCAAUACAGCAAGACGAACAGCAGCUGAGCAGCAUAAACCAUUUGAGAUCACCUGCAAAGGCUUCUUGUUGUAGGGAUAGGGCAUUUACUGAAACUGCUGAAGAGAAGACGGAAAAGAAGUUUAUAGCUGCUGAAAAUGAUUCCGGCUGGAUCUCGCUUAAUCAUAAACCAAGAGAAGAUUGUUCUAAAAGUAUCACAAAGGAGAGAGGAGAAUACAUUUCUGCAGAAAAUCGCUUAAGUUCAAUGAAGAGUAAAGUAAGGCCAAGGAUCAACAAGGAAAAUUCUCCUGUAAAUUUGCUUUAUUCUUCUGAUGGGCAGAAGGAUAAAAAGUUGAGAAGAGAGGUCCUUAAAGAAACAACUAACUUUGACUAUUCUCGUGUGCCAGAGGUUGCUGGGAAAUGGAAAUGCCCACAGAGAUAUAAACCAAACAUUGGACCUCCUCUGAAGCAGCUCCGACUUGAAAGAUGGGUUUAUAAGAUGUAAAUUGUUGCUACUGUCACUAUGAUAUACAGGUCUGAACCCUCUGAUGAUAUGUAAUGCAGUAUGAUAAGCGUUUCUAGCAGUACUACAAUAUUUGAUCAAAAAUGAAAAUUUUGCAAGAUAUACAAUGAGACUUGAGUGCAAAUUGUGGGAUCGGUAGUGAUACUAUUGUCUGUAUCACUGUAUGCACCUUGUUAUUUCAGUGGAAAGCAAGCUUUCUUAAGUCCCACACUCAAAUGUUGGAACGGUUUGAAUGGUUGUAUCAGCGCAGGAGCAAACAUUCUCAAAGGACUGUACAUGAUGAUUUGUGUAUGGGGAUAUGAGGAUUGCUACAUUGGAUAGCCUGUAAUUUUAUGGCAAGAGAGCACAGUAUGCUCUUGAAA